UCAGGCGUCAUUUUCACAGGCGCAGUCGCUCUCAGUCGCCCAGUCCGUCGUGAAAAUUUAUUUCCCGCAGAUGUCUGACCAAGUGUUUAUUGAAAUCAUUCGAUAAUUAACCCAAAAACUGAUCACUCGAUCGUCCGGCAAUUCGUCGAAAUCGGGCACAACCCCAUUGAAGAUUUCACUCUCCUGUAUUGAUCGUCUGAACGAAUCCGAGAGCCCUAUUACGCCCUCAACAUGCCGUAGCUAAUGAUCUGGUUGUAGUUCAAGACGAUAUUUAAAUGCUAUUGAACUAACGAGAUAUAUAACAAAAAUAUCAUACUAUGCAAAACUGGAACCCAUGGCAGUUACCCACUGCCACUCCUGUUACCGGUUCGAUGCCACAGACUCCUGGGGGCUCCGGUUAUCCUCCACCCGGGGCAGAUCCCAUGGCAACAAUGCAGGCAUACAUGCAAUAUUAUAAUCAACCAGCACCGAGUGGAUAUACCGCUGAGCAGUGGUCAGCUGCUCAACAACAAAAUUGGGCCCAAUGGCAGCAGUGGCAACAACAGUAUCAACAGUGGCAGGCCCAAUACGGUGCAAAGUAUCAAGAUGCGAUGAAGCAGAUGUCAUCAGCUGGAGUGAGUGGAGUACCACCAGUUGUUCAACCACCUCCACUACCCAAGGAGAAUUCAACCGCGAAACCCCCUUUACCCCCUGAUAACGCGAGCUACGGUUUUAACGGUAUUUUACCACCGCAUCAAAAUAAUUUACCCCUUUUUCCGUCUAAAAAUGCGAAUCCUCCUUUACCACUCGGUCCACCACCUCCACCCCCUGAUAAUGCUCAUGAUGGCUUGAAUUCAGGGAAGAGGAGCGCUGAUACUGAUAUUGUAACUGAUAGUGCUAAGAAAUUGAAAAACGAAGAGGAUGAGCUCACGGAAGCCGAGAGAACGUUUGACGCACAAUUUAAACAGUGGGAAGAACAAUUUAACAAGUGGAAACAACAAAAUGCUAAUCAUCCGGACAAGGCACAGUACAAGCAGUACGAGGCAAAGUGGACAGCAUGGCGAGAGAAGUUGAUCGAACGACGAGAUCAGAUGCGAAAGAAGCGAGAAGCUCAAAGAGCUAAGAUCGAGGCAGAGAGGAAGAAGAAUAUGCCAGGUGGUGACAAAAUUCUGAAUAUUCUGUCCAGCACGGAGAAUCAGGGAUUACUGAAUAAUCUCUUGGGGAUUGGAAAGACCCUGGGAUUGACUGGCAAAGAUGUUGGCGAAGGACAACCACCUCAGACUGCGUUUCCACCAGCUGGACCAGCACCACCAGCUCUGGGUCCACCUGCAAUGCAGACACAGCCUCCACCUAUACCCAACAUGCCUGAUAUUACCCAGAGUCCUUGGGGUGGUCAGCAGUGGCCGGGACAGUACAACAUGGGAAAUAUGCCAAUGCCAGGGUAUUCCAACUUCUCUCAACCGCCACCUCUGCUUCCGCCUGGCAAUCAACCAAUGAUGCCAUCGACCAUGCCACCAUUCAAUCCACCUCCUAAUCUCAAUACCAACUUCUCGCAGCCACCGCCUGGCUUCAACUCAGGCUUUCCUGGACCUAAUCCUCAGAUUAAUCAGAAUUCUCGGGAUCAGGGAGGAUCAGGUAGGCGGGAGGACGGACCCCCGAAUAUGCCGUUUAAAAGGGACUCGUACGAUCAGAAUCAGCAGAACAGGUUCAACGAUCGAGGGACCAAUGAUCAAUUCCGGGGACAUGAUCAGUUCAAUCGUGAUGGCAACAGAGGAAUUAACUCUGGGGGUAUGAAUCAGGGGGAUGGACGUGGCGAUUUUUCGAAUGAUCGGUUUGGGAAUGAUGGACGGGACUUCGGCGGUCGGAGUGAUUUUCGAUCGGAUUCAUUUGCACCUAAAGAUCGAUUCAGUGAGAGAUCUUUUACUGAUAAUCGACUCGACGACCAGAAACCAAAGGAGCAAGAUCGAUUUGGGAAUAGGGGUGCAUUCGAAUCGAAUUUCGAACGUCCGCAGGAUCGAUUUGGCGGCGAUCGGUUUAGUGGGAAUGAUCGAUUCGGCUCUGGGAAUAAUCGAUUUGAUGACAAAGAUCGAUUUGGAGGGGAUCGAGCUGUGUCUGACGAUAGGAUGGGAUCUGGUGAUCGAUUCGGUGGAAAUAUCAACCGAUUUGAUUCAACUGAUUCAAACGAUCGGAGGGACAACUUCGGGGGUAAUUCUAGGAAUUUUGGCAAGUCCGAUCGUUUUGAUGGACCUCCAGAGAUGUCACCAGAGUUGAAAGCUCUCAUGGAAAAAAGACGAGCAGCUCUCAAUGUGUUUAAACCAUCCGGUAGUUUUCUGAGCUCUGAGAAAAGUGGUAGUACAUUUGGAUCGCUGGGUGAGAGCUUUCGGAAAAUCACGGGGAACGCACCUUUUCUGCCGAGGGAUCGACCAGGUGAUCGGGGUUCCAGAUCUGGACCGUUCAGUGGACCAGACAAUGGUCCCCUCUCUAGAUCUGGUUUUUCUGGUGGACCCAAUAUUGGACCGGAUAAUUCUUCGUAUAGACCGCCAUUUUCUGGUGGACCGGAUAACUCUUCGUUCCGACCUUCAUUUUCUGGUGGACCGGAUACUUCUUUAUCUAGACCAUCAUUUCCUGGUGGACCCGAUAAUUCAUUUAGAUCUGGAUUUUCUGGUGGACCCAACAGCGGACCAGAUAAUUCCUCGUUCAGACCGUCAUUUUUGGGAGGACCUAAUAGUGGACCGGAUAGUGCUCUCCUGUCUAGACCUGGAUUCCCUGGAGGGCCCAAUACCGGACCAGAUAAUUCUUCGAGACCUCCAUUUUCAGGUGGACCGGACAACUCCUUAUCUCGACCGCAAUUUUACGGAGGACCUAAUAGUGGAUCCGACAACACUUUGUCUAGACAGCCAUUUUCAGGAGGUCCCAAUAGCGGAACCGACAACACUUUGUCUAGACAGCCAUUUUCAGGAGGUCCCAAUAGCGGACCCGACAACUCCCUGUCUAGACCGCCAUUUUCUGGAGGACUCAAUAGUGGACCCGACAACUCCUCGUCUAGACCUCCAUUCUCUGGAGGCCCUAAUAGUGGACCCGAUAAUUCUUCAUUCAACGCACCAUUUAGUGGAGGGCCCAACUCUUCGGACAACUCUUUAUCUCGGCCGCCAUUUUCGGGAGGACCUAAUAGCGGGCCAGACGGCGGUCCUGAUCAAUUCCGCGACGACUUGCGCUCUCGAGGUGACACAUUCCGAUCUCGUGGGGACUUUGAGUCCCAAGAUAUGGGCCCGCAUUCAGAUGAUUUUGGAUCGCGAGGAGGCAAUGCUGGGGCUCGAGGGGGGCCGCCACUUCUAGACACAUCUCCGCAGAAAGUUCCACCACUCGAGGUACCGCCUUGGAUAGACCCGAACAUGAUGAAAAGUCCAAUGGGCCUCAGCGAGAGUGAGAAUCUCAAUAAGGAGCCUGACGUCUCAAAUCCUAAUGAACUGGCGGAGAAGGACAAGCCCGGCGUAAAUCCCAAUGCGUCAUCGUCACCGAUUCCUGAGCCAUUGAUGAAGAAACCAGACGGGCUGCCCUUCAUGGGAGAAAACGAUCCGAAACCCGAGGACUUGAACAUGGAGCCGCCACCGGAACUACCAGAUUUGGGCCCGGUCAAGCAGACUAAUCAAAUGGUGAGUGAACCUCCGUUGGAGUCGAAUCCGCCCAGCGAUUCUUUUGAUCGUCCAUCGAACUUCUUCAAUGGUCCAUUUGGAAAUCGAGGAAUGGAUGGUGAUCGAGGAAUGGCUCAGGGGGGACCAUCAGGAUAUGAAGGUGGACCUCGGGGGCCCAAUGAGCCUCCCUUCGGCAUGAGAAACAUGAGCGACUCCAAUUUCUCCCCGCGUGGUCCACCUGACGGUCCCUUCGGGCCUCGCCCGAAUCCUGGAUCAUUUGCGCCCAGCAUGGAAGACCGUUUUCGCAAGGACUUCGGUCCCCGUUCCUCAAAUUUACCGUUUGGGCCUCGAGAUAAUGAGGGUCGCAAUGAAUUUGGUCCGCGUAAUCCACCAUUUGGUAGGGAACAUGACGAUUUCGGUGGUCGAGGGCCCAAUUCGCUUGGGCCCCGGGAUUCACAGGGCUUUGGCCCACGUGGACCAAAUUUUUCACAACCAUUCGCUCCCCGCGGACCGAAUUCUCAAUUCGGUUCUCGUAAUGACGAAUUCGGCCCUCGUAAUUUACCAUUUGGCCCACGAGAGGGUGACAACUUUGGGCCCCGGGGGAAUGCCCCUUUUCGGCCCAAUGAUAAUGAUAGUUUCGAGCGAAUGCCCAAUUUCGGUCCGCGUGGACCAAAUGAUCUGCGCGAUCGUCCGAUCGCCGGGGACAAUUUUAUGCCUCGGCCUUUCGAGAGUUUUGGACCGCCUAGGCCAUUGGGGUCGAAUUUUGGGCCAGAUGACAAGGGGCCGCGACCGCUGUCUGCACUAAACAUGGAUGGACCGAUGAACCAAUCGAGGGGAAACACGAUGGGAGGCAUCGAUCGGGAUAGACCUUUCGAUCGAUUCCGGGACGAGGUUAAUCAAUCAUUAAACAAACCCAUGGAUGACUCAAGGCCGCCCAUCGGUGGUCCUCAGGGUUUGGAUCGGCGUUCCAAUUUCCCAAGGCCUAACAUGGACCGCGAACCUACUGACCCAACACUUAUGAACAGAGAUGAUAGGGGCCCUUUUAUGCGACCUGACGACGCACCGUUAGGACGGCCACCACCUGGACCAAUGCAAAAGAAUUUUGAUGGGCCAAUUGAUGACCCGAGGGAUGCAUUCUCACGGCGCAACGAUCAGGUUCCAUCUGGUGAUCGACGGGAGGGCCCCAUUCGAGAGUUUUGCGUUGAGAAGCAAUUCAAUUACAAUCAUGGUGGUGGUGUGCCUGAUCAGGUCUUCACCGAAUACAUUCCGUCGAAGGUCAUUGAUUAUGGCCACAUCAGGCGACCUGCAAUGCAGGAUUAUGCAACACCAGCUCAAACCUUUGAUUAUUCCCACGGUAAGUUCAAGCUGAGAGCACCCGAUCAUGAGAUUUUCCCGAAGUUGGAUUUCAAGCACUGGGUAGAGAAUGACGGCAACCUCCGGGAGUACGACGAGGGGAUGAAGGAUUAUGAGUCAAGGAAAAAGCAUGCCAGGAUGUUGAGACAGCCUGAGGCGCGCAUGGAGCCGAGGAUGGAUGAUCGCUGGAAACGAGAAGGGCCGAGGGACUUUGGUGGUCGUUAUCCAUCGUGGGAAAAACCUGAUUCGGGACGGAGUGCCGGGCCCAGAGGAUCUGAUUACAGGGAAUACAGGGAUCACGAUGAGUUCAUGGACUCGAGGGAUUCGCGGAAUAAACGGGGAAGGGGGAGAUCUUGGGAGAGGGACUCUGUUCAACGGCGUGACGAGAAAAAUCGUAGAAGCGCCAGCAAAGACGGAACACGUGAAAAAUACGAGAGAUCUCGAAAGGAUACUGAUUCUGAAUUUAACGUUGAUGACGAAAGAUCUAAAGGAAAUGUUAGCCGGCAGGAGAACUCAACAAAGACUCCCACAGAAUCAUCCCCUCCGAAGGACUCCAGUACUUCAACUUGCAAAAAUGAUGACGGUCCACCGAAAACACUGGAAUUGGGGAAGACACCGAAUUAUACUAUGGUGGAUGAUUUACUCUGCUGUCCCGGGCGGCAAACUCGACCGCCGAAGAUAGCAAUCAUCCUCAGAGGACCUCCAGGGUGUGGAAAAUCUUUCGUCGCUAAACUCAUCAAGGACAAAGAAUUAGACCAGGGUGGAUCCGCACCUAGAAUUCUCAGCCUAGACGAUUAUUUCCUCGUCGAGAAGGACGUGGAAACCAAGGAUGACAAUGGGAAAAGGGUUAUCAAUAAGGAAAUGGUAUACGAGUAUGAAGAGGCUAUGGAGCCCAGCUAUGUAACGUCACUAGUCAAGGCUUUCAAGAAAAACAUCACCGACGGUUUCUUCAACUUCAUUAUUCUGGACGCUAUCAAUGAAAAAAUAUCGGAUUACGAGGAGUUGUGGAGUUUUGCCAAGACGAAGGGUUUCAAGGUGUACGUCUGUGAAAUGGACAUGGAUGUCGCUGUCUGCUUGAAACGCAAUGUUCACAAUCGUACGGAGGACGAGAUAAAUCGAAUCAUCGAUUACUUCGAGCCAACCCCCAGUUAUCAUCAAAAAUUGGACGUUUCCUCACUUCUGCAGGAGGACGCUAUCGAAGAGGUUCAGAUGGAAGAAGCCCCAUCGUCGAAUCGCCAAGGGGAGGGGAAUGAUGACAGUCAAGAUAGCCAGGACGAUGGCUCAGGGUCGACGGGCGUCAGCAAAUGGGAGAAAAUGGAGGCAGAGGACAAGCUAGAUCGACUGGAUGGGUUGAAACGCAAGAACGAUGGAAAGCCUCAGACGAUGGAGGACUUCCUCCAGGUUCCCGAUUAUUACGACAUGGAGGAUAAUUCGGGGAAAAAACGGGUACGAUGGGCUGAUUUGGAGGAACGAAAAGAGCAGGAAAAAAUGCGAGCUGUGGGAUUUGUUGUGGGCCAGACAAAUUGGAAUAGAAUGAUGGACCCCACGAAGGGCGGGAGUGCCCUCACACGUACCAAGUUUUUCAAGUUGUCUUAAUGAAUUAAAAUGGGAAAUCCCUGACUGCAGAAAGACGUGUAUUGAUAAGAGAUAAUUAAGAUGAAGCGUAGAAAUCAGAUUUUAACGUCUGAUAAUUUUGCAAAUCAAUUCUUAGUUUAAGUUGUCGAUCUGUCUCUGAAAUGUAUGUAACACAAAUAAAUGUUUGAGCGUAUUGAAAAUAA
Fopius arisanus is the source of this 6742-nucleotide messenger RNA. It is a transcript of the gene ZAP3, whose product is annotated as ZAP3. The transcript has 16 exons. Gene Ontology annotation, cellular component: nucleus. Gene Ontology annotation, biological process: regulation of telomere maintenance. The coding region runs from base 318 to 6560 and encodes 2080 amino acids. NCBI's taxonomy places the organism in Eukaryota, Metazoa, Arthropoda, Insecta, Hymenoptera, Braconidae. The record is from RefSeq and is a predicted model, not a curated record.